AUGUUAAACAGAUCUAACUCGAAUAUUGAAACUUCGUCGCAUAUGAUCUCAACACACAAGAAAACGGUUGAGCAGAAAAAAUCUACACAACCCCUCAGAUUUAGAUCGUUCGACGAAUUUUAUAAAGAAUAUAACAGGAAGAUUGCUACAGGUGACUCAAAGAGCCUGUAUCCGGCGAGCAAGACUCCGAUCAAAAACACUUCAGUAAAGGACAAGAUCGAGCUUCUCACUGCCAGCAAGAACAAGGAAUCCGUGGUUUCCAAGCCGGUUUUGGUUCAGUCAUCGGACUUCAACAUUAAGGGCCGCGUAAAGAAGCUUUGCGAAAAGUUUCAGAAGUGCGAGGGCACUUCGCACUUCUGCAGCGGCCUGAGGGACGUGAUCGCGAGCGUCAAGGGCGUGAAGACCUACACAUCGCCGGAAUCUGUCGUAUCUUCACCAAAACAGAGAGAAGCUGCCGCGAACGAGCUUAGUGACUUGCUUCCUCCCAUGGAAACCCACGUAAAGCUCGCAGACGCAAAAGACGCAGUCAAUGUUGCUUCGGAGACAGUCUUAAAUGACACGAAGCUAACAACCAAUGAAGGACUUAACACGGUCGCCGAUACGAAGGCAGGGCCGCUUGGGGAUCUGUCCCCCGUCAUUGCUGAGCCUGACCUGAGCACGACGGAGGACAGCCUCAGCCCGGGCGUGUCCGAGUCGGAGUCCCCGCUGCGUCAGACCUCCAACGCCUCGCUGAAGUCGGAGGACGAGGCGCUGAUCGACCAGGUCAUCGGCCGCAUCAUGGGCGACCAGCAGUUCUGCAACGCCUUCUUCGACAAGCUGGAGGCGCUGAACCUGGGAAGCAAGUCCGAGAGCUUGCAGUUCGACGGCAUGAUCGACGACCUCCAGUUCCUCGUCGACGAAGACGAAGAGCCCGAGACUGAGGUGUCCGAGGAGACGAAGAAGGCAUUUGACUGGUACUUUAACCAGCCGCAGGUGUUCGACCUCGAGUUCACGGAGCGCAACGACAGGAACCUGGUCACCACGAUUGAGGAGAGCGACCCGAGUGAGUGCGGGAGUCUAAUGGGCGACCGGCCGCCCUCGAGGACCAGCUUGAAGGGGGACUCUCCGAGGUUCUCGAGCAAGCCUGACUCGUUCAACUGGUUGAGUCUCUACAACCACACCAGGAACCCUGCCAGCACCGGCUACGGGAUGGCCAGCGGCUUGAACAACUGCAACAUGACUGGUUCCUUUCGCGAUAACUCGUACGUAGGUGGCUACAAAUCGGAAUUGUUGAAGAAUUUCGACUGGUUCAACUUCCUGGGCUAA
This is a messenger RNA of Theileria orientalis strain Shintoku, 1305 nucleotides long. RefSeq lists its product as hypothetical. The transcript is spliced from 3 exons. The coding region runs from base 1 to 1305 and encodes 434 amino acids. Lineage: Eukaryota; Apicomplexa; Aconoidasida; Piroplasmida; Theileriidae. The record is from RefSeq and is a predicted model, not a curated record.